This is a messenger RNA of Micropterus salmoides (largemouth bass), 1279 nucleotides long. RefSeq names its product aquaporin 8b (gene aqp8b). The transcript is spliced from 5 exons. Gene Ontology annotation, biological process: transmembrane transport. The record is from RefSeq and is a predicted model, not a curated record. The coding region runs from base 204 to 983 and encodes 259 amino acids. Gene Ontology annotation, cellular component: plasma membrane. Gene Ontology annotation, molecular function: water channel activity. Lineage: Eukaryota; Metazoa; Chordata; Actinopteri; Centrarchiformes; Centrarchidae.
ACAAACUAUCCAAAUUAUCUAUAUUAAUAAGAAAAAGAGUAAUUGAGUUUAUGACAUGGGAGUGGAGCAAGUCCACCAGACUCUAACCUUACACACCAAAGUCUGUGUGAUUAACAGGCAGAGAGAUAUGUGUAUGCACACAUUAGGGCAGCGCACUCAGUGUUACAUCCUCGGCUUUGACCACCAGACAUCAAGGAAGACUCAUGGCUGGCGAGGAGAUGGAGAUGGCUGAAGUUGGGACGUCUCUUGUGUCUUCAGAGCCCAAGCUGCCACCAGCCAGACCUCGGAACAAAUUUGAAAUUUUAUUUCAGCCCUGUCUGGGCGAGCUGCUGGGAACUACGUUCUUUGUGUUUAUCGGGUGUGUGUCGGUCAUAGAGAAUGUGGAGUCCGCCGGGAGGCUUCAGCCAGCUCUGGUGCACGGCCUGGCCGUGGCUGCCCUGGUGGCUUGCAUGGAUAAGAUCAGUGGUUCCCAUUUCAACCCCCCGUUCACUCUGGCCAUCUAUCUAUGUGGAGGGAUGGAGUUGAGGAUGGUGGCCCCAUACAUUGUAUGUCAGUUGGUUGGAGGGGUGCUUGGAGCCGCUAUGGCAAAGGCAAUGACCUCAAGAGAGAACUUCGCCAAAGCCCACGGGGCUGCGUUUGCUCUGCUGCAGCCCGACAGUGAAAUAGGAGGCGCUGUGUUUGGAGAGGUCGCCAUGACCUGCCUGGUCACCAUGGUGGUGCUGUUGGGGGCUGUCAAUGCCAAGACCAGAAGCCCCCUGGUGCCAUUUACGGUGAGCUGCGCUGUUAUCAUCAGUAUCUUGGCCGGUGGAGACAUAUCUGGCACCUGUCUGAACCCAGCCAGAGCCUUCGGUCCAGCCAUAGUGAGCAACUACUGGAUCCAUCACUGGGUCUACUGGGUGGGACCCAUCGCAGGAAGCCUAAUAGCGGCUGCACUGGUUCGACUCCUGCUUGGAGACAGGAAGACUCGAGUCAUUAUGACUUGAGGUCCUGUGUACAUGAACUUAAGUGGGAUGAAUCAUGAGAUAAUCCCCUAAUUUUGUUCCACUGACUACAAAUUGAAAUGUACGUUUGUUUGUUUUUUGUGUGUGUAAUAUGUUGGAGUUUGGAGAAAAAGCCUGUAAGCUUGUGCAGGAUGUAAUUAUGCUUAUCUAAAUGGUUGAUUUAAUAUGACACUGGUCCUGCCACACUGCUGUGGGUAAAGUUAAACAGAGUUGUAGAUAAUUAGUAAACUGAGUUAACUUGUCUUUCUAGUUCAGAGAAAUAAAUUCUGGUUUUGUCA